Molecule: messenger RNA, 1206 nt
Organism: Caenorhabditis bovis
Lineage: Eukaryota; Metazoa; Nematoda; Chromadorea; Rhabditida; Rhabditidae
Source: the annotation of a GenBank genome assembly
AUGUCGCUCAUUCCAUCUGCGACAAUCCUGGUUUUUCUGCUAUUCUUACCAAUAUCGAAGCAGUUCGAAGAUUUUGAUGUUACCGGCGCAACAGACGGCGAACUUGAAGAAAUCAAGAAAUAUUUAAGCAGUCAGCUUCGCAAAAUUGAAAAGGCAAUUGCAAUAACAAGAAAGAAACGCGACGUUUCACCAAUUUCAGCUUCUCUUCCUAACAGAGAUUCGACGGGAUUUUUGUCCCGCAUUGGUGCAUUAAAAAAAAGUGCAUCAGAAAUAAUCAAAGUCUCACAAAAUAUUGAAGUAGUCAAUGUGACCACGACAAUAGCUCCAUCAGCUAGUGAAAAUUUAGAUGAGCCCAGGACACAGCUGCCUUCCAAAUUUGAAUCCGGCCAUUUUCAGCAUAUAAAUGAUUCCCUGACCGAAUGCAAACGAUUGAGUCAGCCCGAAUUAGUAGCAGAGUUAAAACAGAAAGGCACAUAUAAUCCAGAAUUGAUGGCAUGGGAUGCUGUCGGAGUUAUACGAUUUUUGGAUAGAUCGAUUCACGAAAAUUAUCAACAUGAAGCUUCAAAAAACAAGCCGAAGACUGAUCAAGUAAUUGAAAGAAACGUGGCAGCGCUGGAGAAACUCAUGAGAGAGCUGAAUGUCUCAUGUGAUAUUCGAUCCUCAGAUUUAAGGCAGAAACUUCAAAAUGUGACCUUCGCAGAACCAAGGCGCACAAUUCUGUCGCCAUCAUUAAGGAGACAUAAGAGAAUGGAUAGUGUCAAUGAAUUUUUAAGAAUACUUAACGUCACCGUACCCGAUGAGAAUUUCAGUUUUCACUAUGAUCAGCCGCUUACUGUGGAAAAUGAGAGAGUAACAAUGCGCCAGAAACUAAUUGGGGAAUCACAUGUAGUUCCUUUCGGCUGCGACAAGCGUGGCGCAGAAGAAGAUGGAUAUUUACGAUUAUGCGGAGCCUGUCAAGCAAUUCGACGAUUACCUGACACAUUUUUCCCACCGUUCAUCAACGAAGUAACUUGCGACACGGAUAAAGCUUGUCUGUAUUUUUAUGACUAUCCACAUGGAAAAUGCCGACAAAAACAUAUGAACUUUGUAGUUCUUCGGAACGUCGGCACGAAAGAAUGCCAGAUAUGGAAAAAGUUCAAUUUGAAUGUUCGCGUUUCCUGCGAAUGUUUUGUAGAUGAGAUGUCGUUUUUUGCCAAAUAUGUCUAA